GACUGUGAGCUUCGUUCGUUCAGUUCAUCCGUGUUCUUGUUUGCGAGGUCGAGAGAGAGAGGAUGUCGUGCUGCGGAGGCAACUGUGGGUGCGGCUCCGGCUGCAAGUGCGGCAACGGCUGCGGAGGGUGCAGCAAGAUGUACCCGGACAUGGCUGAGCAGGUGACCACCACCACCCAGGCUCUCAUCAUGGGUGUCGCACCAUCCAAGGGGCACGCCGAGGGCGGGUUCGAGGCGGCCGCCGGAGCUGAGAACGGCGGGUGCAAGUGCGGCGGCAACUGCCAGUGCGACCCCUGCAACUGCGGCAAGUGAGCUAGGUGCUCCACCCUGCAGGCCGGCCGGAGGAAGCUAGCUAAUUAUAAAGCUUAAUAAAGUAUAGCGGCGUCGCUGUGUGUGUUUCGAGUCAGUCAGUCAGUUGCGUGCCAUGGCAUGCUCUGAGUCUGAGAUGAUGAUGAUGGCUGAUGGCGGCGUCGUGUCCUCCCCUGGCCUCCUGGGGCGCUUCUGGCGAGCAGUGUGUUGUGUUGUGUGGGUGCCGCACGCUAGCAGGCUAGCCAUGUGCCCUGCUGUGUUGUGUCACCAUCCAUCUAUAAUCUUAUCCAUACCCCACCUUUUGUGUGAUGCGUGUACCCUUUCCUGAUGUCUG
Molecule: messenger RNA, 642 nt
Organism: Zea mays
Lineage: Eukaryota; Viridiplantae; Streptophyta; Magnoliopsida; Poales; Poaceae
Product: metallothionein-like protein 2A
Exons: 3
Coding region: 63-311 (82 amino acids)
Molecular function (GO): metal ion binding
Source: RefSeq, marked validated